UAUAUGGAAGUUUCGAUUCUCCAUGUGAAAACUGACCUCACACACACACAUUUCACUGCACUUUAAUUAACAGGGGAGCUGCUUUCUCUACUGCUUCCUAUCAUCUAAGUGUAGAGGCACACGUGACGUCACUAAUGUGGGACCUUGAGCCAUCAAAUCGGAGGUUCAGAUUUUCGUGUCUAAUACAUCACUUCCGUUUGGACCUUCAUUUUUACGUUUCCAACCGCCAGGUUCACAUGAACGAUGGUUCAGUGCAAUGCAAUUAUUUCAUAAUAUCGAAUUGAUAAGCACGUGGUUCGCGGCCAAUCUACCUUACUAGUUAGGGUUGUUAAUAUCUUAUCAGGUAGUUGCACUACGGUUCUAUCGUUAGUUGCUGAAGAAGUGCGAUUGUAAGAGAAAACGUUUUGUUCUACAUGGGAGUUUUGUUAGUGAUUCGUAAUCGUCAAAGAGGUCGACCCCGUGAACUAAUAAAUACCCAGUAAGGCUAUGAUAAUUUCCAAUUGUGGUGAUCUAUAACUCUAUCAGUUAAUACAGGAAAGCUUUUUAAUAACGUUAACUAAAUACUGAUAGGAAUAAUAAGGACAGGUAUUUCCUGAUAAUGAUAAUUAUUGCUAUUGCUUUUGACGUUCUGGAUAGAUACGAAAGUAGAAUCAACUUCUAUAAAUUCUCUACCGAGUUAAUUAAAAACUCUUCGUCAUCAUGCCAUACCACGAAUGGGAAUUGUUACGAAUGAACUAUGAUACCACACUCCACACGAACAGAAAGGAUCUUUAACAUGAUAAGCCGCUACUAGUUUGGAGUGUACAAUAACACCAAACGUUUCGUUUAAACAUUUCCGAUGAAGAUGGAUUUGGACGAUGUAUUACCGCACAUUGGGAAGUUCGGGCUUUACCAGCAGCUCAUGUACUUCAUUCUAUGUAUACCAGCAAGUAUUCCAGCCGUCUUUACAUUGUUUAACGUGGUCUUCAUAUCGGCCACUCCAGAGCAUUGGUGUCGAGUUCCAGAGACUGACUUUUUGUAUCAAAUGACGCCCAAUGAAAGGAAAAGCUUAAGUAUUCCUCUAGAGAAACGGGACGGUCGUGUCCAACACAGCAGGUGCAAAAUGUUUGACGUUAACUUCACCCAAGUAGUUUAUGAUGCUCUUUCUCAAGGUUUGAAACCCGUAGCUGACCCUAACUGGCCGAAGACGACCUGCCACCACGGAUGGGUAUACGAUCGAGAAGUGUUUGAAAACACUCUAGUAUCAGAGAUGGACGUCGUAUGCACCGAGAGUUGGAAACCUACCUUAGCCACUUCUCUUUUCUACGCAGGUAGCUUAUUUGGAAACAUAUUGUUUGGAUACAUCGCAGACAAAUUUGGAAGAAAAAUAUCGUUUUUGGCCAUAGUUGUCACCAAUGUCUUGUUGGGAAUUAUCGCCGCUUUUCCGUCCAACUACACUGCGUACAUCGUCUACCGGACUUUGAUAGGAUUCACAUUUCCUUCUAUAUUUCAGAUUCCCUUUAUAAUGGGGUUGGAACUGAUGAGCCCAGACAAGAGGACUUUCAGUGGGAUAGUAGUCUGUGUGUUUUUCGCCUCGGCCAUGGCUUUACUCGCAGGAAUUGCGGCCGCCGUUAGGGAAUGGUUUAAAUUAUCGUUAAUCACAUCUGUACCAUUUAUAUUCCUAGUAGCCUAUUGGUGGAUUAUACCAGAGUCACCUCGUUGGUUGCUUAGCAACAACAGGAUCGACGACGCUGAAGUAAUUAUUCAAAAAAUUGCCAAAGUUAAUAAGAAGGAAAUACCUCCUAAUUUUAUCAGGACGUUUCUUGAAGAAUGGAAGGACGUAAACAGUAAGGUGAUGGACGACGAGUCCAAAACAUCUAUUUUAGACCUCUUCCGGAACAGAAACCUUUGUAAAAAAGUGGUCAUCGUGAGUUUUGUGUGGGUGGUAAAUGCUGUUGUCUACAGUGGACUUUCUUUGGGAGCGUCUCAACUAGGAGUCAACGCCUACCUAGCUUUUGCCAUCUCUUCCUUGGUAGAAAUACCUGCAGACUUGUUAGUCUGGUACGCCAUGGAUGCAUGGGGCCGACGCUGGGUAACUUGUGGUACCAUGUUGAUGGGAGGAUUAGCCUGUAUUUGCACCAUAUUUAUCCCUAGUGAAAAUGUUUGGGGUCCUGUCAUUCUUUCAAACAUUGGAAAGUUUGGAAUAGCAGCAUCGUUCGCUGUGAUCUAUGUUUAUGCUGGAGAGUUGUUUCCCACAGUUUUGAGAGGCUCAGCCAUGGCCAUAGGAUCUGUCGUAUCCAGUGUGGGUCUUAUUGCAGCCCCACAUAUCCUAUACCUGUCCGAAUUAUAUGGCAGAGUGGUUCCGAUUAUCAUUAUGGGAAUUAUGUCUGUUGCGGGGGCAACAGCAGUCGCAUUUUUGCCAGAAACCUUAAACACUCACUUACCACAAACCGUUAAGGAUGGUGAGGAGUUUGGAAAAAAUUUCAAAUUUUGGAGCUGUGUGAAAAGAAAACCAUCCCAGAAGAAUGAGCAGACGUGUAUCAACCUGGAAUCCCCUCAAGUUGAAAUGCAAAGUCCCUCUGUGUGGAAUACAUCCAAUGAAAGAGGCCCCAAGACUAAAGAAGACUGUCUUACUGACACUUCCAAGUGGUCUUUAACUAACAAACUUGAAAACAAUUCCACGGAAAUCCUUGUUACCUGAAUAGGAAUAGCGUGGAUAAAAACAAAAAACAAAGACUCAUAAGUUUAAGAUUUCUUGUAAAAAUAUCAUCAUUAUAAGAACAAGGCGUGAACGAAAAUUACAACUUCGGCAAUAUAUAAUCAUGUAUUCAGGAACAUCAAUGUAUAUCUGUAUGCCCCUGAAGAAAAAAGGCCCACCUUUCGAAAGCGCUCGGGUUAUAGGGUUUUUAUUCAUAUAUAUAUA
Molecule: messenger RNA, 2902 nt
Organism: Limulus polyphemus (Atlantic horseshoe crab)
Lineage: Eukaryota; Metazoa; Arthropoda; Merostomata; Xiphosura; Limulidae
Product: organic cation transporter 1-like
Exons: 9
Coding region: 839-2680 (613 amino acids)
Biological process (GO): transmembrane transport
Cellular component (GO): membrane
Molecular function (GO): transmembrane transporter activity
Source: RefSeq, a predicted model, not a curated record